This is a messenger RNA of Grosmannia clavigera kw1407, 2976 nucleotides long. Its product is annotated as WD domain containing protein. Gene Ontology annotation, biological process: positive regulation of transcription by RNA polymerase I; positive regulation of rRNA processing. Gene Ontology annotation, cellular component: nucleolus. Bases 1 to 2976 code for a protein of 991 amino acids. Gene Ontology annotation, molecular function: protein binding; RNA binding. The record is from RefSeq and is a predicted model, not a curated record. The transcript has 3 exons. Lineage: Eukaryota; Fungi; Ascomycota; Sordariomycetes; Ophiostomatales; Ophiostomataceae.
AUGGCAUCAAGAAAGGCGGCAUCGGCGGCCGCGGAUGCCCAGAAGAAGCGGAAGCGAGAGAAGAUCGAGGACGCAGGCCGGUCCAAAAAGAGAAAGCCGCAGGACGAGAAGAACAAGGGUGCGAUUGUGGUGAAGCAGGCCGGAGAGACGACCGAGCCGGUUGUGGUCCGACAGAGCAGUCGGCCGACGUUGUGGAAGCUGUCGGAGCCCAUGGGCGGCUGCAUGUCCGACAUCGACCCAAUUUUUACGGCCGACGAAGGAUCGUCGAUUCAGGUGUACUCGACUGCCGACUCCCUCCUAGAGCGUCGCAUCAAGCUGCCGCAGCCGGACGGCGCAGCCGAGCGCGCCGGCCACAUUGUUGGGGCCGUGCUGUCGCCGCUGGCCGAGGAGAUCGUCUGGGUCGGCUGUGCGGACGGAUCCAUCUUCUUGGUCAACUGGUUGUCGGGCGCGGUGGAGCGGCUGAGCCGGCAGCAGGAGCCGGCACCCAAGCUGGUCGGCCUGGCCGUCGAGCUCGUCCACGUGGCCCAUCAGCCGAAAGAGGUACUCUUCCUCUCAGAGGGCUCGCGUGGUGCAUGGCAUGUGACGGCCUACGACACUGCAGCGCUGGCCACGUUGCCCGGCCGCACGCUGUUCUCGCACAACGGAGCCACGGCCAUCGAGCACCUGCGCACGGUCAACCACGGGCGGAUCGUGGUCGGCGCCAGCGGCCAGACCGUCUUCGUCGGCGAGUUGCAGCUGGCCGAGGGCCGCAUGCCCGUAGCCGUGGCCGAGCUGACCUACCAGUUCUUCUCCGUCGACGCGGUCGACGAGGUGUCCUGCCUAGACCUCCGGACGACGACGAAGAAGCGCGGUCCUGUACUCGACCUCGUGCUGGGCUGUGUGCGGGGUGCCAUUUACGUGUACGCCGACGUGCUCUUCCGGCUACAAAACGCCGCAGCAGAGGGCGCCCGGAAGAAGGCCGUGGCGGGCAUCCACCCGCGCAAAUACCACUGGCACUCGCGGUCGGUGUAUGCAGUGAAGUGGUCGCGAGACGGAAACUACUUUAUCUCGGGCGGAGCAGAAACGGUGCUCGUGCUGUGGCAGACCGAUACGGGCCGGCUGUCGUUCCUGCCGCAUUUGGCGGCCAGCAUCGAGAACAUUGUGGUAUCGCCACGCGGAUCAUCGUACGCCAUCCACCUGGACGACAACUCGAUGAUGGUGGUGUCGACGGCCGAGAUGAAACCGACGUGCUACGUGUCGGGACUGCAAUCGCUGGCGUUUGCGUCGGCGCCGCGCAAGGACGCAAGCGUGCGUCGGGCCUGGCAGCCGAUCGAGACCAUCACGCAUCCGGUGCCAGCGGUGAUCAGCCCGACAGAUGCAUCGCGGAUUCUGCUGCGCGUGGGCAACGGCCAGAAGAACACGAUGGUGGGCGAGGUUCCAUCGGCCUCGCUGCUGCAGACGUUUGACAUUGGGGCCUUCCAGAGUGUGGCCAAGCAGCCGCUGGCCCGGACGAACCCGACUGACUCCAAUCUGACGCUGCGCGGCCACCCGGUGACGGAGCCGACGAUCACGCAGCUGUGCACGUCGCUCGACGGCAAGUGGCUCGUGUCCGUGGACGAAUGGCAGCCGCCACCGCGCGACAUCAGCGGCAUCGCCGGCGAGCCGUCACUGCAGGACGACUGGGCGCGGGAGCGGCGCGAGAUCCACCUCAAGUUUUGGGCGAGCGUGGAUGGCGGCAGCAGCGGAGAGGCUCCGGCCUAUGAGCUGGUGUCGCGCGUGGACGAGGCGCACCGCACGACGCAAGUCGAGCCGAUCCUGGGCGUCGCAGCUGACAGCGGGCGGGCGAACCGAUUUGCCACGCUGGGCGACGACGCCGUGGUUCGGUUCUGGGGCUUGCGGCAGCGCGUGCACGACGGCCUGGCCGCCAAGGAUGACAAGGGUCGGGCGCUGGUCAGCUGGCACUGCACGCAGGAGGUAGUGCUGCCGCUGGGCGAAGGCGGCAGCCAGAGCGUUGUCGGUCGUGACGGGCUCAUCGCCCGCGAGCCCAAGACCAAGGCGCGGCGCAGCGGCGCCCUCACCUUCUCCGACGACGGUUCGACCGUGUUUGUCGCCUUUGGCGCCCCCGAUGAGGCCGUGCUGUACACCAUCGACGCCGAGUCGGGAGCUGUGCGCGCCUCGCUGCAGGGAAUGUUUCGUGGCGAUGUGCGCGGCGUCGAGAGCCUCGGGGCCACGCUGGUGCUGCUGUCCGAGGACCUGCGGGUAUACGAUGUCGUGGCCGAUGAGCUGCGGUAUGGCGUGCGGCUGCUAGGUGUCGAGAGCGAGAGCCAGGUCGGAGACGAGACAGAGGAGAAAAAGAACAAGACGGUUGCUGAGUCAUCUGCUUACUCAGCAUUGACGCAGCUCGUGGUUGGGCGCCAGUCGCAGACGUUUGCGGUCGCCGUGCCUCGCGCAUCCUCGGCCCGGCAGGCGGCUUCGCGGCUGAUGGUGUUCUCGCCAGAGCACGCCCAGCCGCUGCUGGUCGAGGACCUGCCGCACCUGGUGGUGUCGCUGCUGCCGGCCGUGGGCCUGUCGGGCUUCCUGGCCAUCGACGCGACGGCGCAGAUCUGGUCGGUGGUGGACGCAGCCGACACAGCCGCUCUGGGACGGCCGCUUUCGGAUCUGAACCUGCCGAUGACUGUGGCAGUGACUGCAGUUGAAAAACAGCUGCAGCUUGCAGACGGCGACGGGGAGGACAACGAGAUGGCGGACGUCGACGGCGCAGUCGAGGACGAGUCUGACGACGAGGCAACCAAAGACGGAGACGAGGAUGAAGACGACGAAGACGAGGACGACGAAGACGAAGAACAAGACUCGCAUGCAGCCGUGAUUGCGCCGCAGAAGCUGCGCGACAUCUUUGACGCUGCGCCAACGACGUCGGCGUCGAUUGAAGAGCUCUUCUGGCAGGUGUCAGGCCUUCUGUCAGCACUGCCGCAGCUGGUGCCGGCCGGACGGACGUGA